Molecule: messenger RNA, 1137 nt
Organism: Theobroma umbraticum
Lineage: Eukaryota; Viridiplantae; Streptophyta; Magnoliopsida; Malvales; Malvaceae
Biological process (GO): regulation of transcription by RNA polymerase II
Cellular component (GO): SAGA complex
Molecular function (GO): transcription coactivator activity
Source: RefSeq, a predicted model, not a curated record
AUGCAACCGCCACAUCAGCAUUUGCGGAUCAAUCUCAUUGAGUUGAAAGCUCAGUUAAUAAAGCGGCUUGGGCCGGAGAGAUCGAAGCUAUACUUUCAUUAUUUGAAUAAACUAUUGAACUUAAAGAUAAGCAAAAUUGAGUUCAAUAAGCUCUGUUUUCGUGUUCUUGGGAGAGAGAAUGUUAGACUACACAAUCUCUUAAUCUCUUCAAUAUUGAAAAAUGCUUGUCUUGCCAAAGUCCCUCCACCGCCGGUGACUGGUGAUGAGAAUCAGCAAAGUGGGAAUGUUCUAUUGUUGCCUGGGAAAGCAAGAUCUAGAGCAUCCACUAGGCUUAAUGCCAAGGUGGAUUCUGCCUUUCAUGAAUCAAUAAUUACUAAUGAAAAUGUUGUCUCUGGGAAUGGCAAGCUGACUUGUCGUGAUAUACGGAAGCCGGUGCAGCAUCAUCAAGAAGUCUUGGGCAAAGCAGAUGACGGAAGGGAUGUUCUGCUUCACAACCCUGAGAUGUUACCUUUAACAAAAGGAUCAGCUGGUGGUUUUCUUUCUGAAGAUCGCAGAGAAAAAAGUGAACCAUUGGUUGUUGAAGAUGGAAAGGAGUUAUGUGCUAGAAGUUCAUUGCAAGCACCACUUGGGAUAUCAUUAUUUUCUGAUAGUAUUUCUGGGGCCCGAAGGGCGCUGCCUUCUGUGAGAAGUGGUGGAUAUUCCAACUCAUAUGAUACUGGUGGAUUGCUUGACUCUGAGGCACUGAGGGAACGCAUGCAACAAAUAGCUGCAUUGGAGGGCCUUGGAGGUGUGUCAAUGGACUGUGCCAGUAUAUUGAGCAAUGGGUUGGAUAUCUACUUAAAGAGGUUAAUUAGGAUGUGCAUUGAGCUAGUAGGAACUCGGCAUGGAUGUAAUUUGAGAAAAAACAACACACUCAAGCACCAUUUGUAUGGGAAGCUUGUUAAUGGUGUCUUGCCAAGUCAUCAUAAUCAUGUGCAAAAUAGCAGUAGAGCUUUAGAAGGGAUAGAUGGACAGAUAUCCUACAAACUUAUUUCUUUGCUGGAUUUCAAAGUUGCGAUGGAAUUGAACCCACAGGGACUAGGGGAAGACUGGCCAUUACUGCUUGAGAAGAUAUAUAUGCGUUCAUUCGAGGAAUAA